AUGAACACAAUCCGCUCAACGGCCUACGGCUGGGGCGUCCUGAUCGUGGCCGGCGCUGGAUCCUACUACUUCGCCAAACGCAGCAUCAACGCCGACCGAGACGAACGAGCACACAACGUUGAACUCCAACGACAGCACCGCGAGCGACUGCGAGCACAGGAAGCAGUAACCCGAGAAGCUGCCAUCCAAACAUCGAGCCCGGUCUCAGGCAAUUCGGCAACGCCUGGAUCCAGCAUAGAUCCGAGUAAAGACGCGGGACAGGAUCCUGCGCCCACUGGACAUGCCGAGUCUGAGCUGCCGAAGGGUCGGUAUGAGGCGAGGGAGCCGUUUAGGAGUAGGAAGGGGGAUCGGUUCAGUUGA
Molecule: messenger RNA, 360 nt
Organism: Fulvia fulva
Lineage: Eukaryota; Fungi; Ascomycota; Dothideomycetes; Mycosphaerellales; Mycosphaerellaceae
Exons: 2
Coding region: 1-360 (119 amino acids)
Source: RefSeq, a predicted model, not a curated record